Molecule: messenger RNA, 8229 nt
Organism: Mus caroli (Ryukyu mouse)
Lineage: Eukaryota; Metazoa; Chordata; Mammalia; Rodentia; Muridae
Gene: Mprip
Product: myosin phosphatase Rho interacting protein
Cellular component (GO): actin cytoskeleton
Molecular function (GO): actin filament binding
Source: RefSeq, a predicted model, not a curated record
CGUUCGCGGUGGCGGCGGGCGCCGGGUGAGCGCGACGGCUGGACUUGCCGGCCGGCGCCUUGGGGGCGGCCGCGGUGGAGCCAGCGGCCGGAGGCCGCGUCCGUCCAUGGGCCCACAGCGGCCGGGCGGCGGGGCGGGGCGCGAGGCGGCGCGCGCGCUCUGAGGCCGCGGCGAGCAGGCGGGGCGCGGCGCGAGAGGGGAGGCCUUUCCGGGCCUGCGGCGGCCAGCGCAAAAUGCGGCGGCGGCCGCGCUGAGUCCCCGACCCCCGGGAGAGCGCUGGGCCGUGGCGGCCCGCUCCGCGGCCGCCUAGCCGACAUGUCGGCGGCCAAGGAAAACCCGUGCAGGAAAUUUCAGGCUAACAUCUUCAACAAGAGCAAGUGUCAGAACUGCUUCAAGCCCCGCGAGUCGCAUCUGCUCAACGACGAGGACCUGACGCAGGCAAAACCCAUUUAUGGUGGCUGGCUGCUCCUGGCUCCAGAUGGCACUGACUUUGACAACCCAGUGCACAGGUCACGGAAAUGGCAGCGACGAUUCUUCAUCCUUUAUGAGCAUGGCCUCUUGCGAUAUGCCCUGGAUGAGAUGCCCACCACCCUCCCUCAGGGCACCAUCAACAUGAACCAGUGCACAGAUGUGGUGGAUGGGGAGGCCCGCACAGGGCAGAAGUUCUCCCUCUGCAUCCUGACACCUGACAAGGAACAUUUUAUCAGGGCAGAAACCAAGGAGAUCAUCAGUGGGUGGUUAGAGAUGCUCAUGGUGUAUCCUCGAACCAACAAGCAGAACCAGAAGAAGAAACGGAAAGUAGAGCCACCUACCCCACAGGAGCCUGGGCCUGCUAAGAUGGCUGUCACUAGCAGUAGUGGCGGCAGCAGUGGUAGCAGCAGCAGCAUUCCCAGUGCUGAGAAAGUCCCCACCACCAAAUCCACACUCUGGCAGGAAGAAAUGAGAGCCAAAGACCAACCUGAUGGGACCAGCCUGAGUCCAGCUCAAAGUCCCAGCCAAAGCCAGCCUCCUGCUGCUUGCACCCCACGGGAACCAGGACUAGAAAGCAAAGAAGAUGAAAGCACCAUAAGUGGGGACCGUGUGGAUGGUGGUCGGAAAGUACGGGUAGAGAGCGGCUACUUCUCCCUGGAGAAGGCCAAGCAGGACCUGAGGGCUGAGGAGCAGCUGCCCCCACUACUCUCCCCACCCAGCCCCAGCACCCCACACAGCAGGUAUGGUUGUCCUGGAUCGCCCUCACAGGAACUCAGCCACCCCCUUCACUCCCCAGGUCUUCCAGCCCCAAGCCGAAUGGUCUACAGCAUCUGCCCUGCCAGCCUGGGUGAGGCCAGCAGGCCGCCCAACCACAUGGACUCCAGCAGUGCUGGGGGGUGGGGAGCAGAGGUACUGGGGAGCACCUUUGCCUUUAAAGCCAGCAGGCAGUAUGCCGCCCUGGCCGACGUCCCUAAGGCCAUCCGGAUCAGCCAUCGAGACGCCUUCCAGGUGGAGAGAAGGCGGUUGGAGCAUAGGACUCGGGCCCGGAGCCCUGGCAGGGAAGAGGUGGCCCGUCUAUUUGGCAACGAGCGGAGGAGGUCCCAGGUAAUUGAGAAAUUUGAGGCCUUGGACAUUGAAAAAGCAGAGCACAUGGAAACCAACAUGCUGAUUCUGACCACUCCAUCAAGUGACACUCGUCAGGGCCGCAGUGAGAGACGGGCCAUCCCUAGAAAGCGGGACUUUGCCAGCGAAGCCCCCACAGCUCCUCUCUCAGAUGCUUGUCCCCUGUCUCCACACCGAAGAGCCAAGUCAUUGGACAGGAGGUCCACAGAAUCCUCCAUGACGCCUGACCUGCUGAAUUUCAAGAAAGGCUGGCUAACCAAGCAGUAUGAGGAUGGCCAGUGGAAGAAACACUGGUUUGUCCUGGCAGAUCAGAGCCUGAGAUACUACAGGGAUUCCGUGGCUGAGGAGGCAGCUGACCUAGAUGGAGAAAUUGACUUGUCCACUUGCUAUGAUGUCACUGAGUAUCCAGUCCAGAGAAACUAUGGCUUUCAGAUACAUACCAAGGAGGGUGAGUUCACCCUGUCAGCCAUGACAUCUGGCAUACGACGGAACUGGAUCCAGACCAUUAUGAAACAUGUGCUCCCAACAUCUGCCCCAGAUGUGACCAGCUCAUUGCCUGAGGGAAAGAAUAAAAGCACAUCUUUUGAGACCUGCUCAAGGCCAACUGAGAAGCAAGAAGCUGAACCAGGAGAGCCAGAUCCUGAACAAAAGAAGAGCCGUGCUCGAGAGCGGAGGCGGGAGGGUCGCUCCAAGACCUUUGACUGGGCUGAAUUUCGCCCUAUCCAACAGGCCCUGGCUCAAGAAAGGGCCAGCACUGUUGGGUCUUCUGAUUCUGGUGACCCUGGGUGUCUUGAAGCCGAGUCAGGUGAGCUGGAGCGUGAACGAGCUCGACGUCGAGAAGAACGCCGCAAGCGCUUUGGGAUGCUGGACACCAUUGAUGGACCAGGAAUGGAGGACACAGCCCUACGUAUGGACAUUGACCGGAGCCCAGGGCUGCUGGGAACCCCUGACCUCAAGACACAGAAUGUCCACGUGGAAAUUGAGCAGCGUUGGCAUCAAGUGGAGACCACCCCUCUCAGGGAGGAGAAACAGGUGCCCAUUGCCCCUCUGCACCUAUCCUUGGAGGACAGAAGUGAGCGGCUCUCCACACAUGAGCUCACCUCUCUGCUAGAGAAGGAGCUGGAGCAGAGCCAGAAAGAAGCCUCGGAUCUUCUAGAGCAGAACCGGCUUCUGCAGGACCAGUUAAGGGUGGCCCUGGGCAGAGAACAGAGUGCCCGGGAGGGCUAUGUGCUGCAGACUGAAGUGGCCACUUCUCCAUCGGGUGCCUGGCAGAGGCUCCAUAGAGUCAACCAAGACCUGCAAAGUGAGCUGGAAGCUCAGUGCCGGCGGCAGGAGCUCAUCACACAGCAGAUUCAGACCCUGAAACACAGCUAUGGGGAGGCCAAGGAUGCAAUCCGCCACCAUGAGGCUGAGAUUCAGACCCUGCAGACGAGACUUGGUAAUGCCGCUGCAGAGCUGGCCAUUAAGGAGCAGGCUCUAGCCAAGCUCAAGGGUGAGCUGAAGAUGGAGCAGGGCAAGGUUCGUGAGCAGCUGGAGGAGUGGCAGCACAGCAAGGCCAUGCUGAGUGGCCAGCUGAGGGCCAGCGAGCAGAAACUCAGAAGUACAGAAGCCCGGCUGUUAGAGAAGACACAGGAACUCAGAGACCUGGAAACACAACAGGCAUUGCAACGGGAUCGACAGAAGGAGGUGCAGAGGCUGCAGGAAUGCAUUGCUGAGCUCAGCCAACAGCUGGGUACCAGUGAGCAAGCCCAGCGUCUGAUGGAGAAGAAGUUAAAGAGGAACUAUACAUUGUUGCUGGAGAGCUGUGAGCAAGAAAAGCAGGCACUGCUGCAGAACCUGAAGGAAGUAGAGGAUAAGGCCAGUGCCUAUGAGGAUCAGCUACAAGGCCAUGUGCAGCAGGUGGAGGCCCUCCAGAAAGAGAAGCUGAGUGAAACGUGCAAAGGCAGCGAGCAGGUACAUAAGCUAGAGGAAGAGCUGGAGGCCCGAGAGGCCAGUAUCCGCCAGUUAGCCCAGCAUGUACAGAGCCUCCAUGAUGAACGGGAUCUCAUCAAGCAUCAGUUUCAAGAGCUCAUGGAACGUGUGGCCACAUCCGAUGGGGAUGUGGCUGAGCUCCAAGAGAAGCUGAGGGGAAAGGAAGUUGACUACCAGAACCUCGAGCACUCGCACCACAGGGUCUCUGUCCAGCUACAGAGCGUGCGCACUCUGCUGAGAGAAAAGGAGGAGGAGCUGAAGCACAUUAAGGAAGCACAUGAGAGAGUUCUGGAAAAGAAAGACCAAGACCUCAAUGAGGCUUUAGUUAAAAUGAUUGCCUUGGGCAGCAGCUUAGAGGAAACAGAAAUUAAGCUGCAGGAAAAGGAAGAGUGUCUAAGGAGGUUUGUGAGUGAUUCUCCAAAGGAUGCCAAGGAGCCUCUGAGUACCACAGAGCCAACAGAAGAGGGCAGUGGCAUUUUGCCCUUAGGCUCAGUCACCAGAGUAUUUCCUGGCUUUCCUCACUCUCAGCCAGAGGAUGAAGAUCCAAGUGCUGGCCUGGGGGAAGAAGGGAGCAGUGGCAGCCUCAGCAGAGAGGAGAACACCAUACCCUCAAAGUCAGCUGAUAUGCCUGAGAGGGAGGGGCAUCUGCAGAGCACAUCUAAGUCUGAUCAAGGAGCCCCUAUAAAAAGGCCAAGAAUCAGGUUCUCCACAAUCCAGUGUCAAAGAUACAUACACCCUGAGGGGUGUGCAAAGGCAUGGACUAGCAGCACAUCAUCAGAUACCAGCCAGGACCAGUCACCCUCAGAGGAUAGUGUGUCCUCAGAAGCUACCCCUAACACACUCCCAGCAGCUGCAGAUGCUGAAACCUACAUCUCUAUAAUCCACUCUCUGGAGACGAAGCUCUAUGUCACAGAGGAAAAGCUCAAAGAUGUGACUGUGAGGCUGGAAAGCCAGCAGGGGCAGAGUCAGGAGGCAUUGCUUGCACUGCACCAGCAGUGGGCUGGCACAGAGGCACAGUUGCGAGAGCAACUCCGUGCCAGCCUGCUACAGGCUAGCGCUCUGGCCUCUCAGCUAGAGCAGGAAAGACAACAGAAGGCCACGAACAUCGAACACCACCCUGGGGAGCUGGAAGACUUCCAAGCCAAAAAUAGCCAAGCCCUGACAUGCUUAGAAAACUGCUGGAAAAAGCUAAGGUCUUUGCCAUGGGCUGACCAGGAGGAGGGCCAGGAUGCAUGUGCAGCCUCCCUGGCUAACAUAGAGAGUAUGCUUGUGAGUGCCAUCAAGGCCCUUCAACCAUGGGCUUCCCCUGCAGAGAGCAGGACGCAGGCUGAGCAAGAGAAGGAGCACCCCAUGGAAAGUGGUAUGGCAGCCCCUGUGCAGCAGCCCUGUCAGCCCAUCUUGAAUGAGCAGGAACACAGGAAGCUGCUUUCUGCUCAGAUAGUCCUGGAGGCCUCACUCAUCAACCAGAUAGCUGACUCUCUAAAAAAUACCACUUCAGAUGUCUAUGGUGUUCUCUGUGAGCUUACUCAGUCAGGGGAGUGGCCACUGAAGGAAGAAAGUGCUGCCCCUUCUGCUGGGCCUCCAGUGGAGAUCUGGGCCAAGAAGGUACUGGUGAAUGGUGAGUUCUGGAGCCAGGUCGAGUCACUAAGUAAACACCUAGGAACACUGGGAGAAGAAACAGCCUGCACAUCAGGAGACAGGCAGCAGCAUACUCCCCAAAGUCUGGCUGAUGCCACAUGGAUUCGUGCAGAGCUCAGCUAUGCCACACAAUCAGUAAGAGAAUUGUUCCACCAUAGGCUGCAGAGCAUACAGGAAACCCUACAAGGGACCCAGGCAGCCCUACAGCAGCACAAGUGCAUGCUGGGAGAAAUCUUGGGAGCCUACCAAACCCCAGACUUUGAAAGAGUAAUACAGCAGAUCUUAGAAACCCUCAGGCAUCCAACUGGCAGGGAGGACCAGGUACAGACAUCCUGGGACCAGAACCCAUUAGGAGAGAUACUGAGGCCAGGCACAGAUGGCUCCCAAGAGCCUUUGCAGGCUUUGCAUCAGAGCCCUGAAGUCCUUGCUGCCAUUCAGGAUGAGCUGGCCCAGCAGCUAAGAGAAAAGGCUAGCAUCCUUGAGGAGAUUUCAGCUGCCUUGCCAGUCCUACCUCCCACAGAGCCACUUGGGGGUUGCCAGAGGCUUCUGCGGAUGUCCCAGCAUCUCUCAUAUGAUGCUUGUCUAGAGGGCCUUGGUCAGUAUUCUUCAUUACUGGUUCAAGAUGCAAUUAUUCAAGCUCAAGUGUGCUAUGCAGCAUGCAGAAUUCGGCUGGAGUAUGAAAAAGAGCUGAGAUUUUACAAGAAGGCCUGUCAGGAGGCUAGUGGGGCUUCAGGCCAGAAACGUGCACAAGCAGUUGGGGCCCUGAAGGAAGAGUAUGAAGAACUUCUCCACAAGCAGAAGAGUGAGUACCAGAAGGUUAUCACCCUCAUUGAAAAAGAAAACACUGAGCUCAAGGCCAAAGUGAGCCAGAUGGACCAUCAGCAAAGAUGUCUACAAGAAGCAGAAAACAAACACAGUGAGAGCAUGUUUGCCCUACAGGGCAGGUAUGAAGAGGAGAUCAGGUGCAUGGUGGAACAGCUGAGCCACACUGAAAAUACCCUGCAGGCUGAGCGUAGCCGAGUUCUCAGCCAGCUAGAUGCCUCAGUCAAAGACAGGCAGGCCAUGGAACAGCAUCAUGUGCAGCAAAUGAAGAUGCUGGAGGACAGGUUCCAGCUGAAGGUUCGGGAGCUACAGGCUGUUCAUCAGGAGGAACUGAGGGCCUUGCAGGAACACUACAUAUGGAGCCUGCGGGGAGCCCUCAGCCUCUACCAACCCUCACACCCAGAUUCCACACUGGCCCCUGGGCCAUCUGAGCCCAGAGCUGUGCCAGCAGCCAAGGAUGAGGCCGAGUCCAUGUCCGGGCUGCGAGAACGUAUCCAGGAGCUGGAAGCCCAAAUGGGUGUCAUGCGAGAGGAGCUGGGCCACAAAGAGCUGGAGGGUGAUGUGGCCGCCCUGCAGGAGAAGUACCAGCGGGACUUUGAGAGUCUCAAGGCUACAUGUGAGCGAGGCUUUGCCGCCAUGGAGGAGACACAUCAGAAGAAGAUUGAAGAUCUACAGAGGCAACACCAGCGGGAGCUAGAGAAGCUGCGGGAGGAAAAAGACCGCCUCCUGGCUGAGGAGACAGCUGCCACCAUAUCAGCCAUUGAAGCCAUGAAGAAUGCUCACCGAGAGGAGAUGGAACGAGAGUUAGAGAAGAGCCAGCGGUCUCAGAUCAGCAGCAUCAAUUCAGACAUAGAAGCCCUGAGGCGACAGUACCUGGAGGAGCUGCAGUCAGUGCAGCGGGAGCUGGAAGUCCUUUCAGAGCAGUACUCCCAGAAGUGCCUGGAGAAUGCACACCUAGCCCAGGCGCUGGAGGCCGAGCGUCAGGCCCUUCGGCAAUGCCAGCGUGAGAACCAGGAGCUCAACGCCCACAACCAGGAGCUGAAUAACCGCCUGGCUGCGGAGAUCACACGGUUGCGGACACUACUGACUGGAGACGGUGGCGGGGAGUCCACUGGGUUGCCUCUCACACAGGGCAAGGAUGCCUAUGAGUUAGAGGUCUUGUUGCGGGUCAAAGAGUCAGAAAUUCAGUACCUGAAACAGGAGAUCAGCUCCCUCAAGGAUGAACUCCAGACAGCCCUGCGGGAUAAGAAGUAUGCUAGUGACAAGUACAAAGACAUCUACACUGAGCUCAGCAUUGCCAAGGCCAAGGCUGACUGCGACAUCAGCAGGCUGAAGGAGCAGCUGAAAGCAGCCACAGAGGCCCUGGGCGAGAAAUCUCCUGAAGGCACUACUGUGUCAGGAUACGACAUAAUGAAAUCUAAAAGCAAUCCUGACUUCCUGAAGAAAGACAGAUCCUGUGUUACCCGGCAACUCAGAAACAUCAGGUCCAAGAGUCUGAAGGAAGGCCUGACGGUGCAGGAGCGCUUGAAGCUCUUUGAAUCCAGGGACUUGAAGAAAGAUUAGCUGCAUCCAUUCCACUGACACAUCCUUCCCAGCUGGUGACAGCACAAGCCAAGCCUGGUUUUCAUCUGCAUCUGUGCUUUCUCAUUGUUGCUGUCAUUAACUGUGGGUAUGGAUGCAUGAGAGACUGCUGUGGGGUGUUUGCUCCAUUCCCUCCCUGUUAAUUCCAACUUCCUGUUGUCUUUAUCACAGCUUUUUUCCCAUGGUAUUCUCAGAUUAGUCACGCGCAAGCAGUAGAGUGGGGCGGUUUCCCCGCUGAUACCUGAGCAGCCCCCUUGUCCUCCCAGCACACUCACUGUCAGUAUUAAGGCACAGCAGCCUGUUAAUAAGCUAGCCCUGCCUCAGAGUGCACGUGGGGACCUGCCAGUGGCUCUGCUCUGCCGCACACAGUGGAGCACCACCCUUGAUGGUCAGAGCAGAGCCACCGAAUGUUGUAGGCUGGCCUGAUUUCUGAGGGGCCUAGGAGAGUGUCCAGCCUGGCCCACUUCCUUUUGAUGUGGGAGGAAGACAGCAUUUUGUACCUGGCCACUGAUACAGCUUAGAACCAUACCCAGAUAAUCCUGGCAAAUCCUUCACAACCUGGAAAAUGUUGAAAGCAACCAUUCCUAUUUUGGUUUUUUAUUAAAUCUUGCACAAAAGCCCCGA